UGCUAACUCCUGAACUGCUGAAGCGACGGUCAAGAUCCAAAGUCAAACAUGUCCGUUUGUCAAACCCGUCUGGCCUCUCAGCUGAUCGGAGAACAUUUUGGUGAUAUCGUUGAGAAAGUCUGUACCCAUCUCAUUAGAAAUGGACCCAAACCUCUACGUGUUAUUGCUCAGGAAACGGGACUUAUCAAUGAUCAGGUGCGUAAAGCUCUGUGUGUUCUCAUCCAGCACAACAUGGUCUCGUUUACUCUACACAAACGAGGCUUCGUGGAAUACUCUGCCAGUAUUGAUCCAGUUCUACUCCUGGUGCGCUAUCCCCGCUUCAUCCAUUGUGCCAAGACAUUAUACGGAGAUGCAGGGGAGUUGAUCAUCGAGGAGAUACUUCAGCAUGGUCGGAUGAUGAUGAGUAAAGUGGUCAGACAGGUUACUCAAAGACUCUCAGAGGGAGGACAAUCAGUGAGUUCAUCUCAUGUCGAGACUCAGAUGAAUGAUCUAAUCAACACACACUUCCUACAGAGGGUGCCUACCGCUAAGAACGAUGAUGCCGCUGCAAUCAUUCCUGAACUACAAAUAAGUCAAGAGAACCUCUAUAGGAUACCAGCAAGCAUUGAAAUACAGACGGCCAACGUUGCAAAACGGAAAAGGUCAACAGAGCAGGAUGACUCCGAUAGGACGGCUAAGAGACUGAAAACUGACACAGAGACUGCUGAUGAUGAUGGAAUCUUUUGGCGUUUAGACUUCCACAAGUUCCACCAGUACCUUCAAGAUCACGAAGUGACCCAAGCCAUCAGUCGAAGAAUAGAUUGGAAUGCGGCAGAAGUGGUACGUACAAUGCUAAGACUGAAUGAGUUAUCUGAUAGUUCAACUGAAGAUGUGUCCAAACCGAUCUCUCUCAACGAUAUUAUGAGAAGUUUACCCAAAGAGAACCAGAUGAAGUUUGGGGUCGUAGAACAGUAUCUCAAACUACUCGCAGAAGAUCAGAACGAAAUGAUAACAAAGACUGGAGAAAUGGGAGGAGGAACAUACACCAUUGACUUUCAGCAAUCCUGUCGUGCAUUAGCAAUAUCUACCAUCGAAUCGAUUGUACUUGAACGUUUUGGCUCCAAGAGCUCCCGCAUAUUCAAGACGCUGCUGCUGAAGAAAUAUCUGGAGCAGAAACAGGUGGAAGAAUUUGCCCUUAUUCCUGCCAAAGAAGCCAAGGAGCUACUCUACAAGAUGUUCUCAGAGCAUUUCGUCUCUAUGCAAGAAAUCCCCCGCACCCCAGACCAUGCGCCGUCUCGUACCUUCUAUCUAUUCACAGUAGAGAUUACUCAACUCAGCAGGAUGGUACUGGAACACUGCUACAAAUCACUCGCUAACCUCAUGAGUAGGAGGGCAUUUGAGACAAAGGAAAACAAACGUUUGAUUGAGAAGUCACAGCGGGUCGAGGCCAUUGCCGCCUCUUUACAAAACCACGGCGCUGACCAAGCUCAGACGGCCGAAGUUGAAGAUAUGAUUACACCAUUAGAGAAAAAUCAACUGGAGAAAUACCGCAAUAAAAUGUCAAAGUUGGCACAGAGUGAACUUCAAGUGGACUGUACCAUCUUUACCUUGAGUAACAGCAUUCGACUAGCGAGCAGGUGAAGAAGACACCAUCC
This is a messenger RNA of Asterias rubens (European starfish), 1634 nucleotides long. Its product is annotated as DNA-directed RNA polymerase III subunit RPC3-like. The record is from RefSeq and is a predicted model, not a curated record. The transcript has 11 exons. Gene Ontology annotation, cellular component: RNA polymerase III complex. Gene Ontology annotation, molecular function: single-stranded DNA binding. Lineage: Eukaryota; Metazoa; Echinodermata; Asteroidea; Forcipulatida; Asteriidae. Gene Ontology annotation, biological process: DNA-templated transcription. The coding region runs from base 49 to 1620 and encodes 523 amino acids.